This is a messenger RNA of Monoraphidium neglectum, 873 nucleotides long. RefSeq lists its product as hypothetical. The record is from RefSeq and is a predicted model, not a curated record. NCBI's taxonomy places the organism in Eukaryota, Viridiplantae, Chlorophyta, Chlorophyceae, Sphaeropleales, Selenastraceae. The transcript is spliced from 6 exons. Bases 1 to 873 code for a protein of 290 amino acids.
AUGGUAGAGGCGUCGAUCAGAGACAUCUCGGAGCUUUCAGCGGCUACGGGCGCAACAGGCGCAGCCCGUGACACCAGGGACUGCCCCAAAACCCUGAUCGGCGGCGCUGAAGUACCAGCGCAAAAGCAGGGGCGGCGGCGUUUGCAGCAGCAGCUGCAGCCGCCCGGGCAGUACUUUGUUUCGGGCCAGGCAGGGCCGCACGCGUUCAACCUGAUCUUCUCAAACCUCUUCGACUUUGCCCUGCAGCGAGGCCUCUAUUACCUGGUGCCCCAGCUGGGGGACAUCGCCGCGGUGCUGCAGCGCUACAUGUGGCUGACUGACCUGGCGGACGGCCUCGACGCGCCCCUGGACAACAUCGAUGAUGAUCAGCUCAGGGGUCUAAUCCGCAGGUUCACUGACGAUUUCUGCUCAGAGUCCCAGGCCACGUCUAGCGAGACGGUGCUGUUUGAGUACAGCCAGCCGACCCUGACGGUAGAGCUGGUCCCGCUGGACUGCCCCAUCCGGCGCAGCAACAACACGGGACGCAACCAGAUCAUAUUCGAGGAGUGCUCGCCGGCGCAGCUGCUCAUCAGCCUCACCCCCUAUACGGUCACCGGCCCCUACUACACUGGCGCCCAAUACACCGCUGCCAGCUGCACGUAUGAGGAUCAGUACGGUGUCGACCUGCAGGAGACGUUUGGGGGCGGCAGCAUUCAAUUCAACUUCACUGGAUCAGUCGAGGGCGUGGACAUUCAGCCGCUCAUCAACCAGAUCAACACGGACAUUCGGGGGUUCAGGGGCUUCGCAAACGUCGUGCCGCCCCUCAACAACCUGACAGACGUUACCCUGUCCGUGGGCAACUUUGCGUCGGGCAUCUUUGGCGGGCGGCGGUGA